AUGACCGAUCUUCUCACGAAGCAGACCGUUCUGCAGCGCUCGAUCGAAAGAUCGUUGGAAAAUUACAAGAAGGUGGGGAAGGCGAACCUCACGCCCGCGAAGAUCCGUACCAGGAUCGCCUCGCUCAGAACGAACUGGUCCCAAUUCCAAGACGGGCAUGUGGCCCUCCUGAAAGCGGUGCCCGAAGCUGCGAGACAGGAGAUGGACUACUUCAAGGAGGAACGUUUCGAAGCCACUGAGGACACCUACCAGACGACCUGGGAGUACAUGUCUGAGUGUCUCGAGGAGUUGGAGCCAGUCGUGAGCACGAGCCAAAUCUUAAAUUCUACUCCAGUCAAUUCUGACGCGUCGAAUCUUGCGAUUACUAAUAUGCCGCCGAUUCGUUUACCGCCGUUCGAAGGGGAGUACGCUCAAUGGGAGAAUUUUCGCGACAGAUUUUCAGCGCUCGUGAUUAACAACAACGCGUUAAGCGAAUUCGCGCGCAUGCAUUAUUUGACGUCCAGUCUAAAGGGUCGAGCUCUUGAUUGUAUAGGGAAUCUCGCGAUAACCGCGGAUAAUUUUAAGGUUGCGUGGAGCACUUUGAAAUCGAGAUUCGAAAAUAAGCGACGGCUUCUGACCUCUCAUUUUUUGUCGUUGUUCAGUUUGUCGGCCCUCACGAAAGAGUCCGCGUCUGAAUUACAAGCGCUGUGCGAUAAAAUUAAUAUCGCAGAAGCCUCUCUGAAAAAUCUAGAUCGCUCUCCGAGCGAUUUAUGGAACGACUUUCUAGUACAUUUGCUGACUCAAAAGCUAGAUCCCGCUUCUCGAAAGGCGUGGAAUAUCAAAACAAGUGACGACGACAUUCCGCCAACCUUCGCGGAGCUAAACAAGUUUUUGUCGCAUCGCAUCCGCGCGUUGGAAGAGUGCUCCCCAAGCUCAUCUUCCAAAAUUCAAAAACCGGGAUCGUCUCGCGUUAACGUCGCGACUGUGUCCGCGACUGCGCUGUCGGCUUGUCCCUUGUGCAAGUCUCGACAUUACUUAAGUGCAUGUUCUAAAUUCAUGGCUCAAAAUCCGAAUCAAAGACGCGAAACCACCAAGAAAUUGAAGCGUUGCUUCAACUGUUUGAGUGCCUCUCAUUCUCUACAAGAAUGUGGGAGCAAAUACUCGUGCCGAACCUGUGGUAAGCGACAUCACUCGAUGUUACAUACCGAUUCGGAUUCUGAGCCCAACGCUUCGGUUUCCCAAGCAAAGGAGACCUCGACUACUGCGCCGCCAGCCAUCGUAGAGGUCAACUCCUUGCGCGCCUCCGCUCCUCCGGCUCCGCGCGCUCAGGUCCUCCUCGCCACUGCACGCGUCAAAGUGGAAGGGCCAUCCGGCCGUUGCGUUAUCGCUCGAGCCCUGAUCGACCAGGGUUCCGAGGCCACCUUCAUAUCGGAAGGUCUGGCGCAAACGUUGCGAGCUCGACGAAUUCGAAUGCCUGUUUCGAUUUCCGCGGUAGGGGGUAAUCAGAUCGGCGCGGUUCGACAUGCCGCUCGGGUGAAGUUCUUCCCCGUCGGCCCCCAAACUCCGUCGUUCUCAACGACGGCUCUAAUCCUCCCGUCGCUGACGUCCUACGCUCCCAGGCGAGUGACGGAACGAUCAGCGCUCUCUCACCUCUCUCAGUUAGAAUGGGCGGACUCGAAUCCGACGAGUUCCGAUCCCAUUCAGGUUCUCAUCGGCGCCGACCUAUACAGCGAUAUUAUUUUAGGCGGUGUUCUCAAAGGAAAGCCCGGAUAUCCCAUUGCUCAGAAUUCUAUUUUUGGGUGGAUCAUUUCCGGUCCUCUCCCUGCUGAGACGGACCGCUCAUCUCUUCAUUUAUCCGUGCAUCAUUGCGCAUCGGAAUUUUCCCUUUCUGAGGACCUUCAGAAAUUUUGGGAAAUAGAGGAGCUUCCCUCAUCUCCAAUCCUCUCGCCUCAAGACGAGCAGUGCGAGCGACACUUUAACGCCACUCAUUCUCGCGACGACGGCGGGCGAUACAUCGUUCGCUUGCCGUUCAAGACGCCACCUCCUAUCGACAUUGGACAUUCCCAGCUGUCUGCUGAUCGGUUGUUGCAAUCGCUCUUCCGCCGUUUCGCGUCUCAGCCGGAAUUAGCCACCGAGUAUCGUAAUUUCAUGCAAGAAUACGAGAGCCUCGGGCAUAUGCGGCUGGCCUCGGAUUCUCAAAAUUCGUCAUUUCAAGCGGUAUAUAUCCCGCAUCACCCAGUUCUUCGAGCUGAAAGUGCCACGACGCGCUUGCGUGUCGUUUUCAAUGCGUCGUAUCCUACGUCUAAUGGCUCCACGUUAAACGACCACUUGCUGGCUGGCCCGAAGUUGCAAACGGAAUUACCGUCAAUCCUCCUCCAGUGGCGCCAAUUCCGUUACGUCUACACUGCCGAUAUCGCCAAAAUGUUCCGGCAAAUUUUAAUCGAUGAGCGUGAUCUCGAUUACCAGCGGAUUCGAUGGCAACCGGAAUCCAGCGAAAGGCCUCGCGACUAUCACCUGCUGACUGUGACGUACGGCAUGACUUGCGCGCCGUACCUUGCAUUGCGCGUUUUGAGGUGCUUGGCCGACGACGAGGGCGAUCGGUUCCCCCUCGCCGCCUCAAUAAUCCGCAAACAGAUUUACGUCGAUGACGUGCUCUUCGGGGAUGACAAUAUCACGUCAUUACGUCAGCGUCGCGAUCAGCUGGUUUCUUUACUUCGCCGCGGAAAAUUCGAGUUGCGAAAAUGGGCCAGCAACUCGACUGCCUUGCUCGAGGACAUCGAUCCGUUGGAUCACGGAUUGGCGUGCAGCAAAUCUAUCGCGAUCGACGAAAAGGUCAAAGUUCUCGGUAUCGUCUGGAAUCCGGCGCGAGAUAUCUUUCAAUUUAAAGUCACCAGCGAUAAUGCGGUUCCGCAAAGCAAACGUGAAAUUCUUUCCGUGAUCGCGAGGCUGUACGAUCCCCUCGGGUGGGUCACUCCGGCUACGGUUUCCGCGAAGAUAAUUAUGCAACAACUGUGGCGCUUGCGAAUUGAUUGGGACGAUCCGGUCCCGGAAGAUCUUUUGACGCGGUGGCGACUUCUUUACUCAAAGCUCCCGCAUCUCAACCGCGUAUCGCUCUGCCGGUGGACAGGAGCUCGAUCGGAAUCCCGCCUCGAACUGCACGGCUUCGCCGACGCCUCGACUCACGCCUAUGCGGCGGUCGUUUACAUCAGAACGAUCUCUUCGGCUGGCGAUGUUCAAAUCUCUCUGUUAGCGGGAAAGUCUAGAGUCGCUCCGAUUUCUCCGCUCACGGUCCCUCGCCUCGAGUUAUCGGCUGCACUCAUUCUCUCUCGUUUGAUUUUAUUCGUUCGAGACUCGCUCGACCUUCACUCCGUUCCCUGUACAUGUUGGACGGAUUCUACCAUCGUCUUAACGUGGCUUCGGUCUCAUCCCUCGCGAUGGACCACCUUCGUGGCGAACCGUGUUGCAAAAAUACAAUCCAGUCUUCCGGACGUCGCGUGGCGUCAUGUGCCUACCACUCAUAACCCCGCCGACUGCGCUUCACGGGGCCUUCUCGGCGAUGAGCUAAUCGCACACAGUCUGUGGUGGAACGGUCCCCCAUGGCUUGUAUCAUCUGCCAUCGAGUGGCCAGCUGAGCCUGCCCCCAUUUCAAACGCUGUGCCGGACGAGAAGAAGGUGCUCGCGCUGCACGCCUUCACGGCUCCCGCUCGCUGGGAUCUUGCAUCGCGAUUCUCGUCAUGGCCAAAAUUGGUACGCGUCACCGCUUAUUUGUACAAGUUUUUAUUUUCAUGCAAGGGUAGGAAGCAAAGUUUUGGCUCGCCUCCGCUUCCGAACGUCGCUCUGUCGUCCGCAGGGUGCGCUCGAGCCAAGCGUUUUUGGAUUCAAUACGUUCAAGCCGAACUAUUUUCCGCUGAAAUUCAGGCUCUGCGCUCCGGUCGCAGCGUUGCUCCCAAAAGCUCGACAGCGUCGUUGAGCCCGUUCCUUGAUGACAAUGGAGUCCUCAGGGUAGGAGGGCGUCUUCGCAACGCUCCUCUCCCGUACGACGUACGCCAUCCGGUGUUACUCGCUCCUCACCCCGUCGUGCGUCUAAUCAUUUCUCACUCUCAUGAGAAAACGCUACAUGGCGGUACCCAGCUUGUGCUCAGCGCGUUGCGCAAAGAAUUUUGGAUUCUUCGUGCGCGGAGCCUGGUAAAAUCGGUAAUCCAUGCAUGUCUUCCUUGUGUGCGAGAGCGGGCCGCGAUCCCUGCUCAAUUAAUGGGAAACCUCCCAUCCGUUCGAGUGUCGACACCCUCCAGAAGCUUCGCGCACUGUGGCGUGGAUUACGCUGGACCCCUCAAUGUGCGAGCGUCCGCGGGACGCGGAAUCAAAUCGCUAAAGGCGUACGUGGCUCUGUUUAUAUGCCUAUCUUCUCGAGCCAUCCACCUCGAACUGGUCGGGGAUUAUUCCACCGCCGCCUUUCUCAGCGCGUUUAAUCGCUUCUGCUCGCGCCGAGGACUCCCGCAGUCCAUGUUUUCGGACAACGGGACCACGUUUGUAGGUGCUGAUCGAGAGCUCGCGUCCGCCUACCGAUCCGCUCUCCAGGAUCCCGCGUUUUUAAACCACACGGCCAAUGAUAACAUCGCGUGGCACUUCAUUCCACCUUCCGCGCCUCACUUCGGUGGUCUAUGGGAGGCCGGCGUCAAAAGCGUCAAGCAUCACUUGCACCGCGUUUUGGGCGCCCACACGCUCUCCUUUGAGGAAAUGACAACUCUCCUCUGUCAGAUCGAGGCGUGUCUCAAUUCCCGUCCGAUUGCGCCUCUGUCUGAUUCGUUCGACGACUACCAGUUUCUUACGCCUGGUCAUUUUCUGAUCGGCCAGUCCAUCGCCGUCGCCCCUGAGCCAUCCAUCCUGGAUCUCCAGGAGAAUCGCCUCUCGCGCUGGCAAAUGGUACGCCAAAUAUCGGAACGCUUCUGGAAAUUGUGGUCUGACGACUACGUUAACACCCUCCAACAAAGAAGCAAAUGGCGCAAGCCGAUGCCGGCCGUUGUCACGGGAAAACUCGUGCUCUUGCGAAAUCCGCUUCUGCCUCCGUGCAAAUGGGAGCUCGGACGUAUAAUCCGACUACACCCUGGGCCUGACGGUCUCACCCGAGUGGUCACCGUUCGGACUGCCGCUUCGGAGUACGUUCGUCCGAUAGGAAAAAUUUGCAUCCUACCGGUCGAUGCUUCUAAGGACUGCGUCGGGUGA
Messenger RNA from Vollenhovia emeryi, 5202 nucleotides. RefSeq lists its product as uncharacterized. The record is from RefSeq and is a predicted model, not a curated record. Lineage: Eukaryota; Metazoa; Arthropoda; Insecta; Hymenoptera; Formicidae. Gene Ontology annotation, biological process: DNA integration. The coding region runs from base 1 to 5202 and encodes 1733 amino acids. The transcript has a single exon. Gene Ontology annotation, molecular function: nucleic acid binding.